Saccharomyces cerevisiae S288C is the source of this 555-nucleotide messenger RNA. RefSeq names its product Meh1p (gene MEH1). Lineage: Eukaryota; Fungi; Ascomycota; Saccharomycetes; Saccharomycetales; Saccharomycetaceae. Gene Ontology annotation, cellular component: membrane raft; Ragulator complex; vacuolar membrane. Gene Ontology annotation, biological process: regulation of receptor recycling; endosomal transport; positive regulation of TOR signaling. The transcript has a single exon. The record is from RefSeq and is marked reviewed. Bases 1 to 555 code for a protein of 184 amino acids.
AUGGGAGCCGUACUCAGCUGUUGUAGAAACCAUUCCGGCGAAGAGAAUGAAGCUUUGCUGAGGGAACAGCAGGCAGGCUAUGGAAGUCAAGGAAACGCAAAUGACGAAUACGAUGCCGAACAAAUGCGGUUGAAGGAACACGAACACGAACAGAAACUGCUGGCCAGGGAACAAGAGUUAAGAGACAUUGUUGCAAACACCAACGAUAAACUAAUAGACAUAUCGAUGAUAAACAAUAGUGGCAUUGUAAUUCAAGGGACAGACCUGCAAGAAGCUCUUGAUAAAAGACAACAGGAAGAAGGUGGAGAUUCCCGGGAAGACGAAAGGAGUGCAGGUGAUGACAACCUCAGUGGGCACUCAGUGCCUUCAAGCGGAUCCGCACAGGCAACUACUCACCAAACUGCACCAAGGACUAAUACGUUUACUCUGCUUACAUCACCGGAUUCAGCGAAAAUAUCAAAGGAACAGUUAAAGAAGUUGCACUCUAAUAUACUAAAUGAAAUUUUCAGCCAGUCCCAGGUAAACAAACCAGGCCCCUUGACGGUUCCCUUUUAA